AUGACCGAAUGCCUCAUGGAAUGUGUUAUGAAAAAACAAUGUCGUUUGGCUUGCUUUGGAGCUCUUUCAAAAGUGGAGACUUUCAGUCAUGGGUAUGAGAAGACAACCGUGGUUUGUUUCUCCAUCACACAUGUAAACUGGAGUCGCCAAGGAGCGAGUGCGCAGAAACGGCGUGGUGGUUUGUCCGCUCUGUCCGUUCGGAGGUUAGAACCGAGGUGGCACAUGGAGAGAGGCCGAACCCCCCGUCUUGGACUUGACCUCUCCCAAUUUUAUGCCAAAGGCGAUCGAGAACCCUCCCUCUUCGAAGUCCCUCGUCCAACCAUGGCCACCACCGGUCGUACCCCUGACCACAAUCCACUGAAGCGUCUCAAGAUCGAGGACGAAAAAGAUCUCAUCAAAAACCUAAGUAUUGCUCAAGCCUUUAGCACCGAGUACUCCAACGACGACCUUUCAAAGGCCAUUGCCUUUCGCUAUCCAGACAAAUGCUCGACCAUCCGAGGAAGCGAUGUCCAAUCCAUCUUCAGCUACCUCGAAGCCAAUCCCCACUGUAGUAGAGACUAUGCUCGGUUCAAAAGCAUGGCGGCACGAAACAAGUAUGGCAACGGCAUUCGAGAGGUCCAGGACGCCUUGAGAGAGUGGGACGUCGACAUCGAUAUGGCGAAGCGCAAAUAA
Letharia lupina is the source of this 672-nucleotide messenger RNA. RefSeq lists its product as uncharacterized. Lineage: Eukaryota; Fungi; Ascomycota; Lecanoromycetes; Lecanorales; Parmeliaceae. The transcript has 2 exons. Bases 1 to 672 code for a protein of 223 amino acids. The record is from RefSeq and is a predicted model, not a curated record.